Molecule: messenger RNA, 3663 nt
Organism: Westerdykella ornata
Lineage: Eukaryota; Fungi; Ascomycota; Dothideomycetes; Pleosporales; Sporormiaceae
Exons: 4
Coding region: 458-3196 (912 amino acids)
Biological process (GO): regulation of DNA-templated transcription; DNA-templated transcription
Molecular function (GO): DNA binding; zinc ion binding; DNA-binding transcription factor activity, RNA polymerase II-specific
Source: RefSeq, a predicted model, not a curated record
CCUCGAGUCUGAUAUGACGACAAGAACGAAUCGAAUGCUUGCGGAAUCCGGGGCUCCUUUCGACCAGACCCAGACCCAAACCUUCAGCAGCGCAGCUGUGGCUAUACACAUGGCUGGUACUGCCGGUGCUGGGUAGCCAGGCUGGGCUUGGCGGUGAGUGCAUGGCUGAACGCGCUCGCCGUGGUAGGGGAUGCUGCGUCCUGCUCUCCUCUCCUGAACCUCCCAGAUGGCCCAUUAAGCUCCCCCAGCCCGAUGCGACACUGCACAACCCAAUCCCCACGACUGCCACGAGCUGCGACUCUUGCAUCUUGAGGUUGCUGUCAUCUCAGAGGAGCCAUCUUACUUCCCGUACCACCCCCCCUGGCCACCCGAGCGGAGCGCGGAGCGGGUCUUCGCAGCACGCGCGCUCCCGGCAUCCUCCACGGCGAUUUCCUUCCCACGCCCCAAUUCCAACACCAUGGCCCCAAAAAGGCCCCCCGAUCAAGACUUCCACUUGGAAACGAAGCAGCCGAAGCUGGAGCCAGGCAUUGCUGCCGCUCCCUUGAGGCCGCAGCCCUCGCCCGCCUCCGACUAUUCUGCGCCCAUCAAGAGGAAGCUCCAGAGCUCGAGUCGGACAGGCCAGGCUUGCGAUCGCUGCAAGCAUCGCAAGAUCCGAUGCGAUCCUAGACCAGAGGGAUGCUCGCCGUGCGCGCAGAACAACACCGAAUGCACAACUACCGAUCGCAUCACUGGCCGACCUAGGGCGCGAGGCCAGAUUGAAGCCGUCGAAGCGGAGAAUCGCCACCUUCGCGCCCAAGUCCACGAGCUCCAGACCCAGCUCAAAGAACUAGGAGCGAACCCCAGACUUCCUCCCAACCAUAAUGGUUAUCAGGAGAGCACGCCCUGGCAGCCACCGCAGCAUGGACACGAAGGUACGGCGUGUGACAAAACCAGAAACCGGCGGGAAAGCACGUUGCUACCUGACCCACCCAUCGUGCCCUCGAGUCGAGUGGCCGGCACCGAGAACCGACCCUUACCUUACUUCAAGCCGCAUCGCGUUGGCGAUAAUUACCUCGGCGUGUCGUCUACCAAUUCCCUCGUGAGCCACAUCAAGGGCACCUCCCUGUCGAUAUUUGGCACCGAAAUAGACAUCACCGACCUUGUCCAAGGCGAAGAGGACUACGAGACUUCUGUCAUGUCAUAUGACCAUUUCCUGCGUGUUAUCCUGCGAGAAGAUACGGAUAUUGAGGCGGUGCCUAUGCCCCAGUAUGAGAAGCUGAGAAAAUAUGCUGAACUGUAUAUGAGGACGUUGAACCCGUAUACCAUGCUGCUCGAUAAACGUACUUUCAUGGCUCUGAUUGAUCGUAUAGGAACCGACCCAAGCUUUGAACCAUCUCCCACGGAACUGGUAUGCGUGCACAUGAUGAUGGCGACUCUAGAGUACCAACUCGCAGCACGAAACGUGGACGGUGGCGGGCAGUCUUUUGCCCAAGCCCAUAAGCAUUAUCGCUAUUCUCUGAGUUUCUUCAAUCACCUGUUGCAUGGUCAUACCUGGCAAGACAUCCAGGCAUUGUCCAUGAUUUGCCACUACAUGCGCAACUUCCCAAAACCGGGUGCGGCUUGGCUCAUUCUUUCUACUACCUUUUUGCUCGCAAUCGAACUGGGUUUCCAUCGGUCGACAAAAGCGUGGGAAGACUCGGGCGAAAGGGAUCCCCUCGAGAUUGAAAUGCGGAAACGCAUCUUCUGGGCGCUUCACGCCAUGGCGAGCAAUCUCUCCGGGAAGCUAGGGCGGCCAAUGCCAAUCAAUAUUGAAGAUAUCGACGUCGAAUUUCCGGAGCCUGUGGACGACUAUCUGCCCGACGAACAGGUAUCUUCCGAUUUCCAGAAAUGCUCGUUUCAUGUAGGAAUUCACACAGUAAAGCAUGCUGUGGUCGGUUCAUCGCUCUUCCGCAGUGUCUACGGCGUCAAACAAUCCCCACGUGAUUACGAGGAUGCAGUACGUCGCCUAGAACGUGAGAUCCAACAGUGGAGGGCAAAUAUUCCAGCUGAGCUUGCGGACCCUUCGGGUGCCUACAACGAGAACCACAUCUUCGCUCUGUAUCUGGAAUACUGGUACUUGGAGUUUCAACUCUUGCUCUACCAUCCUGCCGUCUGCCGGUCCACGGACCCCGGCUUUCUCAAAUCCAACCUUGACAAGUGUCUCGAGGUAACGCAAAAGAUGGUGCACACUUGCGCAGCUAUCAUCAGAUACAAGAGUCUGGACAUCACUUGGAUUCAUGUUGUGGUAUAUAUCGCGGCAUUGUCGACGCAGCUGUUCGUGUACGAGAAGAGAAAGGAUCAGAUGACCCGGGAGGAUAUGGACAAGCUGAAACGUGACAUGGGCCAGUGGAUGCAUGUCAUGGGCACCUGUGGCAAGUAUCUGAGGACCGGCGACAAACUACGCCUCGCUGUUCAGGCAAUUGUCGCAAAAUCGCUAAGGGAGAUCAGUGACAGUAUCGCUACCCGCACUGCGAGAGAAUCGUUAGCGCAAGUCGCCCUGCAAGCUCCCCCAGAACAGCCAACCCGCACGGCAUACGGAGAAGGAAACGGAAACGGAAACGGAAACGGCGGCGCAAGCGGAAAUGUCAACGGUAACGCUUACGCGCAGUAUCAGAACACGGAUGCUGUCAGUGCAGGCGGUGAUAGCUCGGGUGCCACGGCGGUUGCGGCAUAUGGCGGGUCAGCCGCCAAUCUGACCUAUGGGUACAACAAUGGAAUUCCCCCCACGAUCCCCUCCGAGUUCCAACAAAACUACACAGCUAAUCAGCAGGCGUACGGUGCUAACGAACACGCUGGCAUGGCAGCCUCACAUGCCGCAGCUUUAGCAGCCGCAGCCACGCAACAAUCGAACGAGCGCUAUGCAUAUCCUCAUCAGACCCAAAACCCCCCUAACGUCUAUCAGGCCCAAUACAACACCAUGUUGGCCACUCCCAGCGACUGGGCAAUGUGGUCACGAACCACUGUCCAGCAGCAGUUUGCACCGCCGUACGACUACACCACUACAGCGGCGACGCUGCUACCCCAGACCGCCGGGCAAGAUGGAAGCGCUGCGGGUGGCGGUGGGGGAUCGGUCCUACAGGGUCAGGGCAUCGAUUUCCAGAGUAUGCGGUGGCCAAACCUGGUUCUCAGCAUGAGCAACAUGAGGGGAGCUCAUGGUGCCAAUGGCCACGUUGGCUAGAAUGCACGAGCCGUUGGAAUGGGCUACCAAAGCGAGCCCCUUCAUUCAAUUUCCCUGUUGUUACAAUGUUUCUUCCAAAAGUACUUCUGGUGUAUCCUAAAAUCCGCGCACGGUUUUACAGUCGGGAUCCGGUGCACUCUUGGGCGACUUUUCCUUCUUCUGAUCUCAUGAUUCUGUUGUUCGGAUAUACCAGGACUUUUUUGUUGUGCUAUGCAAAGGAAAAAGGCAUGGAGUUCUGGACAGGACGCUAAGUCCCGGUUUUUAAUAUGGAAGAUUGCGCAGACGGGAAGGGCAAUAAUCUGUCGCCUCAGGCGAGAACAAACGACCCUGGCCUUACUAACCAACGAACGGCAUCUCGGUGCCGGCCAGGGUCGCUGGUACAAUACGAUUCGUAGGAUAUAUGAUAUAUUCUAAGAUUAGAAAUUUGGAGAUCUGGCUUGCUGGGCCUCUGGUCUCCACGAGACAGG